AUGCCUGCCAUGUACAGCAAGGACGAAAAGGUCUUGUGCUUCCAUCACGACAUUCUCUAUGACGCCAAAAUCCUAGAGGUCCGUCACAAAGAUGCAGCCGAUAAAAAGAGCGUUCUCGAGUACCUGGUUCAUUAUAAAGGGUGGAAAAACACCUCUAUCCCUUCAACAGCCCAUCGUGCCUCUGUUGUUGAAAGCCCACGCACGGGUCUGCGAGACUCUUCGCUUACAUCUCCAUCUAGUUGGGAUGACUGGGUUCUCGAGGAUCGCCUUCGAAAAGCAACUGAGGAGAAUCGCGAGCUGGCGGCCAAUUUGCGCCGUGAAGUAGAAGCCGCUGCUCGCCAAAAGAAUGCAAAGCCUACGUCCAAAAAGCGCGCCAUGUCCGAGCGCAGCUCGGUACGUGAUAGCGAAGAGCGUGGCAACUCCGUACCUGGGCGCGCAAGCAAGCGAGCUCGUGGAGAGACCGAUAUCGAAAAGGAAGAAACAUUCCACGCGCGCCCAUCCAUUCGCAUCGUGAUUCCCGAUAACUUGAAAGCGUUGCUUGUUGAUGACUGGGAACGCGUGACCAAGAAUGGCUCCGUUGUUCUCCUUCCUGCGCCGAAGCCCGUCCGCCAGAUCCUCCAAGAUUGGCGAGAUGAGGAGGCCCCGAAGCGUGUCGAGAGCCGCAUCGACGUUGACGUUCUGGACGAGGUGAUUGUGGGUAUUCUCGAAUAUUUCGAUGUCAUGCUCGACAAGCUUCUGCUCUACCGUUACGAGCGACCCCAAUACCGUCUACUGCGCGAUAAAUUUCUCGGCGACCCAGCAAGACUCCCCAACGAUGUUUAUGGCGCGGAGCAUCUUGUCCGCCUAUUCAGUCUCCUCCCGGAGCUGCUCGCUCAGACAAACAUGGACCUCCAGGCUACGCAGCGCCUGCGCGAGGAGCUGUCAAAGUUCUCGCUGUGGUUGUCAAAGAACUCUGAAAAGUACUUCCGCACUGAGUACAUCUCAGCUGAAGAUGCUGUUGUUGAGAAAUCUGUCAAGGCCGCUCGUUAA
Penicillium diatomitis is the source of this 1029-nucleotide messenger RNA. RefSeq names its product Chromatin modification-related protein eaf3. Bases 1 to 1029 code for a protein of 342 amino acids. Gene Ontology annotation, biological process: regulation of DNA-templated transcription; chromatin organization. Gene Ontology annotation, cellular component: nucleus; Rpd3S complex; NuA4 histone acetyltransferase complex. Lineage: Eukaryota; Fungi; Ascomycota; Eurotiomycetes; Eurotiales; Aspergillaceae. The transcript has 4 exons. The record is from RefSeq and is a predicted model, not a curated record.